AAGGAAUUGGUAGUGUGUUAGUUUGUUGCAAGAAUAUUUCGAAGGCGCAAAUUAGAAUGGUGUCUGCUGCUACUCUUCUGCUACCAAAUGAGGAAGUGAAGAAGAAAAUAAAGGUGGAAGUGAACGAGAAUGUGAAGACGAAGGACAGAGACCUCGCCCAUAUCAAGGAGUGGCUACGGAAGCAGCCGCAUUUACCUGAUAAAUGGGAUGACGAGCGGCUCAUAAACUUCCUCCGCGGCUCCAACUUCUCUCUGGAGAAGUGCAAGACGAAGCUGGACCUUUACUUCACCAUGAGAGCAGCCUGUCCAGAGUUCUUCACAAACCGUGACGUCACAAGGCCAGAAAUUGCCAGGAGUUUGUCAAAAAUCCAAGGAGCCCCCCUGCCAGUUCUCACUCCAAAUGGCCUACGAGUAAAUUGUUUUAGAGUAAUGGACGAGAACCUUGACUCCAGCUUCGUGUCCAGCUUGCUCAAACUUAGCCUGAUGCUGGGCGAUGUCCGGCUGAAGGAGGAGGCGGAGGGGGUGGCGGGGGACGUGUACGUGAUGGACGUGGCGCCCCUCUCCCCCGCACACCUCACCCUGCUCUCCCUGACCACCAUCAAGAAGUACCUGAUAUGUGUGCAGGAUGCGUACCCAGUGAAGCUGAAGGAGAUCCACGUCGUGAACAGCAACCCCGUCAUCGACGUCGUGUUCAACAUGGUCAAACCGCUCGUCAAGGAGAAGAUACGGAAUAGGAUCUUUUUCCACUGCAGCGUUGAUGGUCUAACAAAAUACAUACCGAAGGACAUCCUACCUGAAGAGUUCGGAGGAUAUGGAGGCUCUCUACAGGAAAUGCACAAUGCGUGGGAAGAAAAACUAAAGACAUACACCAAAUGGUUCAAGGAACAGGAGUCAAUAAAGGCCAUAGAAACCCUUAGACCCGGCAAACCCAAAAACUACGACGAAAUACUUGGCACAGAAGGCUCCUUCAGAACGCUAUCUAUAGAUUGAGCAAUUUUAUAGUAAUUUU
This is a messenger RNA of Aricia agestis (brown argus), 1008 nucleotides long. Its product is annotated as alpha-tocopherol transfer protein-like. Gene Ontology annotation, molecular function: phosphatidylinositol bisphosphate binding. The transcript has 8 exons. The coding region runs from base 57 to 989 and encodes 310 amino acids. The record is from RefSeq and is a predicted model, not a curated record. Gene Ontology annotation, cellular component: membrane. NCBI's taxonomy places the organism in Eukaryota, Metazoa, Arthropoda, Insecta, Lepidoptera, Lycaenidae.